AUGGAGGGCGCCAAGGCGGGAGGCGACGACACGGCAGCAGCAGCCGGCACGCCGCCGCCGCCGCCUGCGGCCGCCGAGGGCGGCGAGGAGGAGGAGGAAGUGGUGGAGGAGGACGAUGAGGAGGCCGAGGCCGCCAUGGCGGAGGCCUUUGAGCGGCUUAUAGCGGCGGCGUUUGAGAUGGUGCAGCAGGGAAAGCCCAUGGAGGCUGAGUAUGUGCUGGAAGAAGGCGCCAAGCAGGCAGGGGAGAUCCUGGGCAAGGGCGCGCUGGAGGUGGCGGCGCUGUACGAUCAGCUCUGCAUCAUCCGCUUCCUGCAUGAGCGCAUGGAGGAAGCGGCGGAGGCAGCCAAGCGCGCGCUAGAGAUCUUGAAGGAGCACGACGAGGGCUUUGGCCCCGCCACCGCCAUCGCCUCCACACGCUACGCCUCCACCCUGCUGGCCAGCGGAAACCCGCAGGAGGCUCAGCUGUACGCCGGGCGCAGCAUUGAUGGGCUGGAGAGGGCACUUAAGAUGCUGGCGGAGUUCAAGGGGGAGGACGAGGAGGAGGAAGAGGAGCUGGCAGAGACGAAGGCCAAGUUUGAGAUGGGGCUGGGGGAGUCCAAAUUCUAUCACGCCCUGGCCAAGCAGGCCCAGAACCUGUCGCCGCCAGCUGUGGGCCAGUUUCUGGAUGAGAUGAAGGCUGGGCUGGAGAUGAUGGAGGCGCACCUGGGGCCCGAUAGCCCGCUGGUGGCAGCAGCGCUCAGGGAGCACAGCCGCCUCAUCAUGUCUGCGCUGGAGGGGGACCAGCAGGAGUUGGCAGAGGUGCUGUAUGCCCAGGAUGCGCGGCUGCACAUGGCGGCGGGCGCCAACUACGAGCACGUGGCGCUGACGCUUUACCAGCUGGGUGCCGCUGUGUCCCACACGGUGCUUGUCGCGCUGCCGAUGUACUGCCUGCAGUACGUCAUGGGCAAGUACGAGGAAUCUGCAGAGUCGCUGCGCAUGUCCCUGGAGACGGUCAAGGCUCACUACCCCGAAGCAGAGGAGCACAUGCUCACCGUGCAGCAGCGGCUGGGCAUGGUGACGGCGCUGCUGGGGCGGUACGAGGCGGCCAAGCAGCUGCUGCAUGAGGUGGCGCCAGCGCUGGUGUCCGCCCUAGGCGAGGGCAACCCGGCCAGCGAGGAGCUGCAGUUCAUGCUAUCCCUCAUAGCCCUGCGGGAGAUGGAGGCAGACGGCGUGAGCGACCCCGUGCGCCGCCUGGAGUGUCUGGCUGGCAUGGAGAAGCACCUCAAGGCGCUGACGGGGUAUGGAGAGCAGCACAUGCUAGUGAAGAAGGCGGCGGCACUACACGAGGAGGCGGCGGCGACGGUGCACAAGAAGUGA
Chlorella variabilis is the source of this 1356-nucleotide messenger RNA. RefSeq lists its product as hypothetical. The record is from RefSeq and is a predicted model, not a curated record. The transcript is spliced from 12 exons. NCBI's taxonomy places the organism in Eukaryota, Viridiplantae, Chlorophyta, Trebouxiophyceae, Chlorellales, Chlorellaceae. Bases 1 to 1356 code for a protein of 451 amino acids. Gene Ontology annotation, molecular function: protein binding.